Molecule: messenger RNA, 3228 nt
Organism: Penicillium longicatenatum
Lineage: Eukaryota; Fungi; Ascomycota; Eurotiomycetes; Eurotiales; Aspergillaceae
Exons: 4
Coding region: 1-3228 (1075 amino acids)
Biological process (GO): negative regulation of transcription by RNA polymerase II
Cellular component (GO): nucleus; transcription repressor complex
Molecular function (GO): protein binding
Source: RefSeq, a predicted model, not a curated record
AUGGCAUACACGACGUCAUAUGACGGUUCAAACUCUGGGUUCCAAGUUGGGCAAAACCUUGGUCAUAUCACUCGUCAGUUCCUACAACCGGAAAGAUCAUUGAAUCAGGAGUGCCUGCGGGAUCUGCGGACGACCGAUCCUCACUAUGACAAAGACCGUAUUCAGAACACCAAUGGAGGGCUGCUCAAAGACUCAUACUGCUGGAUUCUAGACAACAAGGAGUUUCAACAAUGGCAAAACGACCAGAGCAACUGUCUCCUCUGGAUCAGAGGUGAUCCGGGUAAAGGAAAGACAAUGCUGCUGUGCGGUAUCAUCGAUGAAUUAAUGCGAUUAUUUGGGGACACUGCGAAUAUCUCUUUCUUUUUUUGCCAAGCUACCGACGUACGCAUCAAUAAUGCCACGGCUGUUCUCCGUGGCUUGAUAUAUUCGCUUGUCGAGAAGCAGGUAUCUCUUCUCUCCUAUGUGCAGAGACUGUAUGAUAAAGCGGGAAAAGCAUUGUUCGAGGAUACAAACGCAUGGAAUGCCCUCUCGAGGAUCUUCACGGAUAUUCUGAAAGACCAGACCUUACAGAGCACCUAUUUGAUUAUCGACGCGCUAGACGAAUGCACGUCAGGCCUACCUUCCCUUCUCGACUUGAUUACUCAGACAUCGUCUGCUUACCCACAGGUCAAGUGGAUUGUCUCGAGCCGCAACUGGCCUGAAAUUGAAGAGCGUCUUGACACUACCCAGACCGCUCCGAUCUCAUUAGAGCUAAAUGAGGCGUCUGUAUCUGAAGCUGUGAGCAAAUUCAUUCAACAUAAGGUUCACUAUCUGGCGAAAGUUAAAAAGUAUAGCGAAGAAACUCGUGAUACGAUCUACUGUCAUUUGUCAUCUAACUCGCAAGGCACUUUCCUUUGGGUAGCCUUGGUCUGUCAACAUCUUGAUAGAACAUCGCGGAGACACGCUCUUAAGAAGCUGGAGGCGUUUCCUCCUGGACUGGAUGCGUUGUACAGUCGGAUGAUCGAUCAAGUUCGCAACUCGGAUGAUGCCGAGACCUGUAAACGAAUACUGGCUGUUAUGUCUAUAGUGUAUCGGCCGAUCGCGUUUGACGAACUUGCCUCUCUUAUUGACCUACCUGAUGACCUCUCUGAUGACUCUGAAGCCCUAUCAGAGGUUAUCGGGGUUUGUGGCUCGUUUCUGACUGUGCGCGAAGACACUAUCAUUUUCGUCCAUCAAUCUGCAAAGGAAUUUCUACUCAAAGAAAGGCAAAACGUGGUUUUCCCUAGAGGUAUAGAAGCUGAACACCAUACAGUUUUCUCCCGUUCUCUUCAAGCCAUGUCUAAGACACUUCGGCGCGAUAUCUUUCAACUGAGGUUGCCUGGAUUCCCGAUUGAGAAAGUCAAAUCACCCAGUCCUAAUCCAUUGGCGGCUGCAGAGAUCUGGGAUCCGGCCACCGGCCAGUGCGCGUCAAUCCUCGAGGGGCAUGGCGAUUCGGUCAACUCGAUUGCCUGGUCGCAAGAUGGGAGGCGUCUCGCAUCAGGGUCAGAUGAUAACACCGUCAGGAUCUGGGAUCCGGCCACCGGCCAGUGCGCGUCAAUCCUCGAGGGGCAUGGCGAUUCGGUCAACUCGAUUGCCUGGUCGCAAGAUGGGAGGCGUCUCGCAUCAGGGUCAGAUGAUAACACCGUCAGGAUCUGGGAUCCGGCCACCGGCCAGUGCGUGUCAACCCUCGGGGGGCAUAGCGAGUCGGUCCUCUCGAUUACCUGGUCGCAAGAUGGAAGCCGACUCGCAUCAGGGUCAGGUGAUAACACAGUCAGGAUCUGGGAUCCGGCCACCGGCCAGUGCGCGUCAAGCCUCGAGGGGCAUGGCAAUUCGGUCCUCUCGAUUACCUGGUCGCAAGAUGGAAGCCGACUCGCAUCAGGGUCAGGUGAUAACACCGUCAGGAUCUGGGAUCCGGCCACCGGCCAGUACGCGUCAAUCCUCGAGGGGCAUAGUAAUAGGGUCCUCUCGAUUGCCUGGUCACAAGAUGGAAACCGACUCGCAUCAGGGUCCGAUGAUAAGACCGUCAGGAUCUGGGAUCCGGCCACCGGCCAGUGCGUGUCAACCCUCAAGGGGCAUAGCGAGUCGGUCAGGUCGAUUACCUGGCUGCAAGAUGGAAGACUCGCAUCAGGGUCCUAUGAUAAUACCGUAAGGAUCUGGGAUCCGGCCACCGGUCAGUGCGCGUCAACUCUCGAGGGGCAUAAUGAGACGGUCUACUCGAUUGCCUGGUCGCAAGAUGGAAGCCAACUCGCAUCAGGGUCAGGUGAUAACACCGUCAGGAUCUGGGAUCCGGCCACCGGUCAGUGCGCGUUAACCCUCGAGGGGCAUAGCGGUUUAGUCCUCUCGAUUGCCUGGUCGCAAGAUGGAAGCCGACUCGCAUCAGGGUCCUAUGAUAAUACCAUAAGGAUCUGGGAUCCGGCCACCGGCCAGUGCACGUCAAUCCUCGAGGGGCAUGGCGAUUCGGUCAACUCGAUUGCCUGGUCGCAAGAUGGGAGGCGUCUCGCAUCAGGGUCAGAUGAUAACACCGUCAGGAUCUGGGAUCCGGCCACCGGCCAGUGCGCGUCAAUCCUCGAGGGGCAUGGCGAUUUGGUCAACUCGAUUGCCUGGUCGCAAGAUGGGAGGCGUCUCGCAUCAGGGUCAGAUGAUAACACCGUCAGGAUCUGGGAUCCGGCCACCGGCCAGUACGCGUCAAUCCUCGAGGGGCAUAGUAAUAGGGUCCUCUCGAUCACCUGGUCGCAAGAUGGAAGCCGACUCGCAUCAGGGUCAGGUGAUAACACAAUGGCCGAAGCGGCUGAAUGUAGUGAGCGUUCAAUAAUCAACCUGCGCAACAACCUUCACCAAUUUGGGAAUAUCCGAGCGCCUCCUACACGUGUUGGACGACGACGAAGCAUCACCCCUCUAAUGCUAGAGGCCAUAUGUGAUCAUCUUCUUGAGGAAUCUGGGCUAUAUGUAGAUGAGAUGGCGCUCUUUCUAUGGGAUGGAUUCCAUAUUCAAGUAACGAAAUCAAGUCUUAAGCGGGCUCUUGCGUCUGUCGGCUGGUCGAAAAAGGUGGCGCGACAAAGAGCAAAGGAACAAAACGCCGAUUUGCGAGAUUUCUACCUACACAACCUAUCGGACUUCCGAUUCUAUCACCUGGUCUAUGUGGACGAGUCCGGAUGCGAUAAACGGAUUGGUUUUAGACGGACCUUUGCAGGUUUCCAAAUUCCAUCGUGA